AUGUCAACAGGCUUCAAAUCGGGGUCAGAGACCUCGGCCGCAAAGCAAGAUGUACCAGUCACCAUCUCGAGUGUGGACAUUGAUCCUGAAGCAGAGCGUGCAUUGGUAUGGAAGUUCGAUCUUCGCCUGCUCCCCGUGCUGGCAAUCAUGUAUCUCUUCAACAGCCUGGACAAGUCUAAUUUGGGCAAUGCAAAGACCGCCGGCCUUGAAGGUAAGACACAUAUGUUCCAUGAUACCAAUGUGAGCAAAGAAUACACAUCAUUAACACCCUUUAUCAAUAUAGACUCCCUCUCUUUGAAAGGCAACCAGUACAACCUAAUACUGAGUAUUUUCUUCGUGCCUUAUGUUUUGACUGCACCUUUCCUGGGUCUCUUGGGUAAGAAAUACGGACCCAACAUUGUGCUUCCUUGUAUGAUGCUUGCGUUCGGCAUUUUUACCAUUCUGGUAGUGGCCGUGUUCAACUUCAGUGGUCUUUUUGCCAUCAGAUGGUUUCUCGGCAUGGCAGAAAGCGCCUUCUUUCCCUUGGUGAUUUACUACCAGACAACCUUUUAUCGUCGUGGUGAGCUGGCUCGACGUCUCGCUAUCUUUUAUGCUGCUCAAACGAUUGCUUCUGCAUUCUCCGGUUUACUCGCUUUUGGAAUUUUCCGCAUUAACUCGGGCCCUUUAGCUCCCUGGCGAUACCUUUUUUUGAUUGAAGGUGGAGGUACUGUCCUUUUCGCCCUGUUUGCUCUUUGGUACUUGCCUCGAUCUGCCUCAGAAGCCACCUUUUUGACGCCGGUGGAGAAGGAGUUGGCCUAUCUACGACUGCAAAUUGAUAGUUCUUCCGUGGUGAACGAGAAGUUAAAUAUCCGUGAUGCAUUCCGAGUGUUCAAGCAUUGGACCAGCUGGGCAAUCUUGGCCAUUCAGAUUUGCCUUGGUGUACCUCUACAGUCUGUUCAGCUUUUCCUUCCAGUCAUCAUCCAACGACUGGGAUACAGCACCGUGAAGACCAACCUGUUUACCGUGGCCCCAAAUAUCUCGGGCGCAGCGGUCCUUCUCAUCCUGGCAUUCAGCAGUGACUGGACCAAGUGGAGGUUCCCGUUCAUCGCACUUGGGUUUUUAUUUACCUUUAUUGGCUUCAUGAUAUAUGCGACUAUUGACGUGCAGCAAGAUCUGGCUGUUGCAUAUUUUGCCUCCUUUUUGAUGACUUGGGGAACCUCUGCACCAUCGGUACUUCUGGAUGCUUGGUACAAUAACAACACUGCCAACGAAGGACGGCGGGUGGUUUUAACAAGUAUCGCGGUCCCAAUGGCCAACCUGAUGGGUGUCGUCAGUUCCAAUAUCUUUCGCAAACAAGACGCGCCGAAUUACCUUCCGGCAUUGAUCACUACCGCUUCAUUUGGAGGUUGUGGUAUUGUCUUGACACUUUGCCUGGGGCUCUGGAUGAUGGCGGAUAAUAGGCGACGUGACCGAUUGCAAGGCAUUCAGAUCAAAGCAAAGGAUAUUCCUACGGAGUUUCUCCAGAACGGUCCUGACAGCGAUGACUUCCGGUGGUUUUAUUAG
Molecule: messenger RNA, 1542 nt
Organism: Penicillium soppii
Lineage: Eukaryota; Fungi; Ascomycota; Eurotiomycetes; Eurotiales; Aspergillaceae
Product: putative MFS transporter
Exons: 3
Coding region: 1-1542 (513 amino acids)
Biological process (GO): transmembrane transport
Cellular component (GO): membrane
Molecular function (GO): transmembrane transporter activity
Source: RefSeq, a predicted model, not a curated record